Messenger RNA from Lactuca saligna, 741 nucleotides. NCBI's taxonomy places the organism in Eukaryota, Viridiplantae, Streptophyta, Magnoliopsida, Asterales, Asteraceae. The record is from the annotation of a GenBank genome assembly.
AUGGAAUCAUUUAUGAAUCAACAGACCCAGCAAACAACAGACAUAAUGACAGCAAUUGAAAGCUUGAAGACCAAGCAAUCCGCACUUGAGGAAGCGUUGUUGUCCCAAAGACAAAAUAUGUUAAACAAACAGGUGAUAGAGGAAGAAAGUGUAGAUGGCGAUCACGAAGGGGAAUGGUUUAGUGAUCCACAAGAACAAGGCCGAGGAAGGGGUAGAGGUGCUAUUUUCGGCAACCAACCGAACACCAAAGGACUAGGCCUCUUGGGGGUGGUCGGUAGAGAACCACAACCGUUCAAGCAUAACUGGGGGUACAACAAGUUUGAAGGGAGUAAUUGGGGGCACAACAAGUUUGAAGGGACCAUCCGUCGGGAACCAGAUCCAUCAAGGAUGUUCGAGGUUCAUGAUAAUACAGGAUACAAGGACAACCGGGAGGAGAUAGGGUACCGGGGUAAUAGGGUACCAAGGUUUCCAAAGAUGGAGUUUCCUAUAUAUGAGGGUAAAACUGACCCGAUAGAGUGGAUUCAAAAGUGUGAGGAUUUCAUUGAAGAACAACAAAUCCCUAUUGAUGCUUGGGUUAGGCAGGCAACAUUUGCUCUUCAGGGACGUGCCAACAGUUGGUAUCACAACCUCAGGAGAAUGAGAGACAGAUUGUAUUGGUAUGAGUUUUUAGAAGAGUGUAAAAUACGGUUCUGUGCACCUAUGAGCAUGAACCCACUAGGUGAGUUAACUUGCUUAAACUAG